AUGGGCAAGAGGACUCAUUCUCUGAGAUACUUCUGUUUGGCUGUUUCGGAACCUGGCCCUGAAGUCCAUGAAUUUACCUCUUGGGUAUGUGAACUCACAUCCUAUCACACUACAUACGACAGUGUCACUAGACAGAAGGAGCCAAGGGCUCCAUGGAUGGCGGAGAGCCUGGGACCUGAUCAGUGGGACAGGUACACUCAGCUGCUGAGGAGCUGGCAGCAGACAUUCAAGAUGGAGCUGAGUCAACUCCAGAAGCACCUGCAAGCACUCAGUGUUUCAGGAUUUCACACUUAUCAGAAAAUGAUUGGCUGCAAGUUGCUAGAAGAUGGCAGCACUGCAGGGUUUCUCCAAUAUGCAUAUGGUGGGCAAGAGUUCAUCAUCUUCAAUAAAGACACCCUCCAAAAGAUUCUUGGAGAUGGAAAAGACACUCCAGAAAGAACAGAGCCUCCAGUGGUAAGAACAAGUAAGAAGGAAACUUAGCCAGGGACUACAACUCUCUUCUGCAGAGCUCAUGGCUUCUACCCACCAGAAAUUUCCAUGACGUGGAUGAAAAAUGGGGAAGAAAUUGUCCAACAAGUGGAUUAUGGAGGUGUGCUUCCCAGUGCGGAUGGAACCUAUCAAAUGUGGGUGUCAGUUGACCCGGAUUCUCAGAGCAAAGACGUUUAUUCUUGUCAUGUGGAGCACUGUGGCCUCCAAAUGGUUCUUGAGGCUCCUGGGGUAAAAUCAGAAAACAUUCUUCCAGUGGUGAGCGUGAUCUCUAGAACCAUAACCCUUACCAUUGUCCUGGCUGGAGAUGUUCUGACCUGGAGAAGAAGGUCAGGACAUGAGAGGCAUGAAGGGCUGUUGGGGAUCCCUGUGGUCUCCUUACUGUAUCUGCCAUGUGAGUCCAUUUAG
Molecule: messenger RNA, 894 nt
Organism: Phodopus roborovskii (desert hamster)
Lineage: Eukaryota; Metazoa; Chordata; Mammalia; Rodentia; Cricetidae
Product: major histocompatibility complex class I-related gene protein
Biological process (GO): immune response
Cellular component (GO): external side of plasma membrane
Source: RefSeq, a predicted model, not a curated record